Messenger RNA from Magallana angulata, 1515 nucleotides. RefSeq lists its product as uncharacterized. The transcript has 3 exons. The coding region runs from base 263 to 1300 and encodes 345 amino acids. NCBI's taxonomy places the organism in Eukaryota, Metazoa, Mollusca, Bivalvia, Ostreida, Ostreidae. The record is from RefSeq and is a predicted model, not a curated record.
UUGGGUUUAUCAAAUAUGGAUAAACCCUGUUAUUUCAUGCAGUUAAGCAUAUUGUUUGGGGCAAGAACUAUAACUCUAGUAAUGUUAAUUCAAGGGCAAUAACUCUACACUUCCUGGUCUUGGAGCGUGCGCGUUAAGCUCUUCCUUUUAUAUUCAACUGUUCCCUGAGUCGGUCACAAAAAAUCAACUAGAGAAAUAAUCAAGUUUUAUCGUUUUAAUCGGCGAGUUUUAUUACUUUAUACCGGUAUAUUAUUACAAUAUCAUGCUGAGGGUAAGGAACCAAAGGGCAUCUAAGGCGAGAAGCCCAUACGCAGCCGUGCCAAAUGGAACAAAUACAGUUGCCUCGAGUAGUGUAUUGGCACGAGGUCGUCGCGGAAAUCGUCGAGGAGGUCAAGUGAGACAGCCCGUUCCUCCGACACAAGCGACUCCUCCAACACCUGCGGAUCCGACGACACCAGCGACACAGGCGUCAACUGAAGCAGGCCAGGGAAUGUCACGGAGCGGGAUGAUUCCUCACAACAUGCCGCCCAUAGUUAACCCCACCCUUGACGCACCAAGUGCGUUGUCGUCACAUGUUCCCAUGAAUCAAGUGGUCAAAAUUCCGACAGUUGGCUCCUACAGCAGACAAUUUUCCAUGUCAAAUUCCUGCUCCAUUUUGGGAGAUUAUUCAUCAACUAUAGAUCAACUGUUAGAAGCCAGUAUAUCUGAAAACUCAAAUUCAGUUUGGAUCAUUGGCUCAUCUAUUAUUCAUUGGGCACAGAAAUAUGCAGAGACCACAAAUCAGUUAAACCUUGGAUUAAACCACUUUACCAUUAAUUGGAAUGGUAGAAGGGAAAUGGUUUGGGGGUACUUGUAUACAACUGUGUCAAGUAUGUUAAUAGCUAAUAAACAACCAACUAUUUUGAUAAUUCACUGCGGUGGUAAUAAUAUUGGGGACCCUCAAAAUACCCUAAAAGGUAUUCAAAAAUUCAUGAAACUAACUUUAUCUCAAAUAGCAGACCUCUUGCCAAACACUCUCAUUGUAUGGUCACAUAUAUUACCUAGAAGUAAUUGGAGGCAGUCUUUAUCAACCAUUGAAGGUGAAAACUCUAGGCGUAGAAUAAAUAGUGCCAUUGCAACAUUUGUUUUGAAAAAGCUUAAUGGUGCAUCUAUCAAAUAUCCAGAUAUCCACAUAACUCAAAAGAGAUUAUUUAGAUUAGAUGGUGUGCAUUUGUCAGAUCUGAGUAACAAUAUAUACAUAAAUUCCCUGAAAAAUGCUAUUGUGCAGUUUGUGACAUCUUCCUCUCGCACCUAUCCUUAAAAUAUACUAGCUGAUAUAUCUCUUGCAAGUCAUGGUCCGUUUACUUAUCUAUCUUAUUAUAUAUCAUAUACAUAUAUCUGAAUCUAGAAUGUCCAAGUAUAGACAUUCUUAUGUAUCAUAUCUACAGGUGUCAUUGUUGUCAAAAUUGCCGCCUGGUAUUGGCGGAUGGUUCACGUGACAGUGUCCGUGAUCCAUUUGGCAUAAUUUUGAUUAGA